Molecule: messenger RNA, 351 nt
Organism: Ambispora leptoticha
Lineage: Eukaryota; Fungi; Glomeromycota; Glomeromycetes; Archaeosporales; Ambisporaceae
Source: the annotation of a GenBank genome assembly
AUGGCUAAAAUUCCUAAUACAAAACUUAAACAAAUCUUAAAAAAGGCAAAAGAUAAAAAAGAUUUGAUCGAAAGGUUGACCAGUUACGAUCCUGACUAUGUGAUAACAAAUCUGACAAACAUAGAACGAUUAGCGGAUAUCCACUUUGCCGACAAUGACAAAAAGAAAAAAAAAGAAUUUAAAAUAAAAGAAAAAAAACAAACAAAAUAUCAAAAAUUCAUCCAGGAUAAUUUUCAAGAUAUGAGAAAAAAAUACGAAAGCAAUGGUGAAACUAUGAAGGCUAUUGCCGCGAUGUGGAAAACCAGUUCAGAAAAUCCAAAAAACGGAUCGGGUUUCGUAGAAAAUAUAUAA